ACUCAUCAUCAACACUCAUCAGCCAGCCAGAGCUCACCGUCGCCGCCGGAAUUUGACUGACAGAGGGUGCCGUCUCCGAACGUCUCUGCCACUCACCCUCUUCUCCUCGCCGUGGAAUCUCUGCUCGGAGCUCUUCUCGUUGCCGUCGCGAACUGCUCCUGCUCGUCUGUCGUCUCCUCGCCGUAACGAGCUCUGUUCCCGGCGUCUCUCUCUUCAAGCUCUCUCUCUAUCUCUACGAGGUCACUGUCAGCGCCGUGUUCCUCCGAGCUCACUCUGUCACCGCCGUUCCUCCCUUGGCGUCUCACCGUGCCUCUUUCUUCUCUUCGGACGGAGCUCCCGCGCUCAACACAGUAUUCUCCAAAUUCCACCUCACUUCAAAACUCCUCUCUCUCCGACUCCGAUUCUGCGAAACCUUUUCCAUUCCUACAAAUGAGUGCAGGUGGCGCAUUUGGUGGCAAUAGAGGGCUCCGUCCAGUGCCUCCUGAAAAGGGUAUUUUCCCAUUAGACCACAUGCAUUUAUGUGACCUGGAGAAGAAAGAAUAUUUGGGUUGUCUGAAAACUGCGGGUCACCAGUCUGAAAAAUGCAGGGACUUCUCAAAAAAGUACUUGCAGUGCCGAAUGGAAAAGAACCUAAUGGCUAAGCAGGACUUGGCAGAACUUGGUUUUAAGGAAAGAAAUGGAGAAACUCCUGAAGGGAAACCCACUGAGAGGAUUGAUAAUUUGAAAGACCAAUGAACCCAAAGAUUUAACAAUGUAUAUUACUUUUGGGAUAAGUUUGGCAAUGCCAUUUCUUUAGUUUGUCAUUCGAUUCCUCUCGUGAAAAUUUUACAAAACCAUGUCAUGCUCCAAUUUUCACCUUUGAUAGAUGGAGUCAAGUAUGGGACCGAUAAAAGUAUCUAGUUCAGUGGUAAAAACUAACACAUGAUAGG
Arachis duranensis is the source of this 929-nucleotide messenger RNA. RefSeq lists its product as uncharacterized. Lineage: Eukaryota; Viridiplantae; Streptophyta; Magnoliopsida; Fabales; Fabaceae. The record is from RefSeq and is a predicted model, not a curated record.